CAUUUUGCUUGUCAUGCACUCUUCUUGCACUGUCUUCUUGUGACAAUCUGAUGGUCAGAUUUUGAGAUUCUUGCAGAACGAAGAUGCCAAUCCUGUGGUUUGAUGUUCUGAGACCUGGCUAACUGUUUGGAUUGUUCAUUAGCAUGUGUGAACAAAACAGGGCAAGUUAGCACCCACCAACUACAAUUUGAUCACUGCUUAAAGUAUGGAGUUAAAAAUCUGCAAGCAGUUUUCAAGUCCCUUCAUAGAGAGGAAAGAAAGCGAAAAGAAGAAAUCCUAGCUAUCUACUUGCAAGAAGCUCAAAUGCAUAAAGGUUCACAAAAAGAAGCUGCAGACUGAUGGUGAGGCUACCACCGUACGUUGCAAUAUUCUUGUUACCAUCUCUAUCUCUUCUACUGCUUGGUGCUUCAGAUGACAGACUCACUCCCGGGGAAUUCAUCUCCCUGAAUGAGACUUUGGUCUCCGAUGCUGGAGAAUUUGUGUUCGGCUUCUUCUCUCCUACAAAUUCCACUGGUAAUUUCUAUGCCGGGGUGUGGUACAACAUCCCUCAAAGGACAGUCAUAUGGGUUGCCAACAGAGAGAAGCCGAUCAAUGAUUCCUCUGCGACUCUUCGAAUCUCUGAUGACAGCAACCUCGUCAUCGUGGACUCAGAAGGUGGCAUCUUCUGGUCAUCAAAUUUAUCAGGCUUUGGCACACCAGGCAAUGACACAGCGGCAGUGCUGUACAACUCAGGAAAUCUAGUUCUUAGAGCAAACAGUCAUAAUAUACUGUGGCAGAGCUUUGAUCAUCCUACGGACACCUUCGUUCCAGGUAUGAAGAUCCGGUACAGUUACCGCAAACACUCAGCCAGGUACUUUACAUCUUGGAAGGACGCAAACGACCCCUCACCAGGGAAUUUCUCCUUUGGAAUUAAUUCCAGCACUUCUAUCCAGACCCUGAUUUGGUCGGGGACAAAGCUCUACAGGAGAAGCCAAGUGUUGAUUGGGAAAAUGCUCACCGGAUCACGGGCAAUCAACACCGCGGUGGCAUACUUAACAAUGCUAGUAUAUGAUGAUGAGGUCUUCAUCACACUAAGUGUCUCAGAUGCAUCAUUGUAUAUUAGAUACACAUUAAACUAUUUAGGACAGAUUGAGUUACUGAUUUGGGAUAAUCGUUCCAAGAAUUGGACGAAGAACUCGUCUGUGCCAAAUUACAAGUGUGAAACAUAUGGAUGGUGCGGUCAAUUCGCGUAUUGUGAUAGUACUGAAUCAGUGCCAGCAUGCAAAUGUAUGGAAGGAUUUAAGCCCAAGGUUCAGAGUGACUGGGAGACUGGGAACUUCUCGGCUGGUUGCAUCAGAAAGAAGGCAUUGAGGUGUGGUGAUGGAGAUGGAUUUCUGAGAGUUGAAGGCAUGAAAUUGCCAGACCAAUUUGUGUUACUUGGGAACAGAAACAUCGGAGACUGCAGAACUGCAUGCCUAACCAAUUGUUCCUGUACGGCUUAUGCUUAUCCUGAUGUGACCACGGGAAACUCAACGAUCUCAAGGUGCUUGAUUUGGGUGGGAGAGUUGAUAGAUACUGAGAUGUUAAGCAGUGGUGGGGAGGAUCUCUAUUUGCGCCUAAUGGAUAUCAGUUUAGGAACGUCAGGAAGCAAGACGAAGACUAGGAGGAUAGUAAUUAUAGUAUCUCUUUCUGCGAUUAUCGUUUCUUUGGCUUGCAUCUUUAUCUUAUGGAAGUUCAGUGAGGUAUUUGGUGUCUUCAAGGAUCAAAAGAAAGGAAAACUACUAUGUGAUCUGAGCUCAAGUACAGAUUUUGCAAACAACAUCUCUGGCUCGAACGAAUUCAUAGAAGGGCAGCCUCAUCGAGGUCCAGAACUUCCGCUAAUUGGUUUUGAGAACAUACUCUUGGCCACAAACAAUUUCUCCGAGUCAAAUAAGCUGGGAAAAGGAGGUUUUGGCAUAGUUUACAAGGGAAACCUACCAGGAGGAAAAGAGAUUGCUGUUAAAAGACUCUUGAGAGGAUCUAGGCAAGGUUUGUCGGAGUUCAAAAAUGAGGUCAUUUUGAUUGCCAAGUUACAGCACAGGAACUUAGUCAAGCUUCUUGCUUACUGUAUCCAUGGGGAAGAGAAGCUACUGGUCUACGAGUACAUGCCCAACAAAAGCUUGGAUUUCCUCCUCUUUGAUCCAACCCAGAAAACAAAGCUUGACUGGGGGAAGCGAUUCAACAUAAUCAAGGGGAUCGCUCGAGCGCUUCUCUAUCUUCACCAGGAUUCGAGGCUACGGAUAAUUCACCGGGAUCUAAAAGCCAGCAACGUUCUGCUCGACGAAGAGAUGAACCCCAAGGUGUCUGAUUUCGGCCUGGCAAAGAUUUUUGGCGGCAACCAGGACGAAGCCAACACCGACAGAGUCGUCGGAACAUAUGGCUACAUGUCUCCCGAAUACGCAAUGGAAGGGCUCUUCUCCGUGAAGUCGGAUGUCUACAGCUACGGCGUGCUGCUGUUGGAGAUCGUGAGCGGCUUCCGGAACAGCAGCUUUCCCCUCGCCAUGGACUCCCCUAAUCUCCUGGCUUACGCAUGGCAACUGUGGAACGAAGGCAACGCAGAGGAUUACGUCGACCCAUCGAUUGCCUGCUCAUGCGCUCGGGCGGAGGUGGUGCGAAGCAUCCAUGUCGGCCUGCUGUGCGUGCAAGACAGCCCCAGUGAUCGCCCAGCCAUGUCUUCAGUUGUUUUCAUGCUGGAAAACGAAGAAGCCACAAUCUCUGCAGCACCCAAACAACCCAUCUUUACAAUUCAAAGAAACCUGAAUCCAGAUACAGGUCAUCCACCAGAUGACACCUACCAGGUGUAUUCUUACAACAACGUGACCGUCACAGCUGCAGAAGGACGCUAGAGACCCAUCUCAAAAUAUGUCGAGCAGAGACACCAACAAGCAAGCAGAGGUCUGUGUUGGGUGUUCGACUCUCUUGUCAUGUUAAUAUUUCUCUCGAGAUCAUUCUAGCUUAGAAAAUUCACUUGUUUGUGAAUCUAUCUUGGUGUAUUGUUUGACUUCGCAUUCUGCCUUCAGGUCUGACACAUGACGGUCACAACAUGAUGAGACUGUCGAUGUUAUCACAACUUGCAGUAGUGAGUUUGACAAAAGAUUGUCACUGAGGUAUUAUAUAUAGUUGGAGACACUUGUGACGGAAUAAAUGAGGAUGAGCAUGGAAUAAUUGAUGUGAUUUCUUUA
This is a messenger RNA of Musa acuminata AAA Group (dessert banana), 3200 nucleotides long. RefSeq names its product G-type lectin S-receptor-like serine/threonine-protein kinase B120. Gene Ontology annotation, biological process: protein phosphorylation; recognition of pollen. Gene Ontology annotation, molecular function: ATP binding; protein serine/threonine kinase activity. Bases 339 to 2864 code for a protein of 841 amino acids. Lineage: Eukaryota; Viridiplantae; Streptophyta; Magnoliopsida; Zingiberales; Musaceae. The record is from RefSeq and is a predicted model, not a curated record. The transcript is spliced from 7 exons.